AUGUCGGGGGCGACGGGCGGGCUGGCGGCGGUGCUGGGCGCGGAGGAGGACGCGGAAGGGCUGUAUGUGGCGGUGGAACGCUGCCCGCUCUGCAACACCACGCGUCGCCGCCUCACCUGCGCCAAGUGCGUGCAGGGUGGAGACUUCGUCUUCUUCGACGGCCGCGACUCUGAGAGGUUUUCAGACAAGAGAGAGAGGUUAAUGCAUCUUAAAAACAAACAGAGAGAAUUCCAAAAACAUGUUUUGAAGGCCAUGGCAGGGAAGGAGGUUACUGAUCAGCUGAGGUGGAAAAUAAUGUCUUGCAAGAUGAGGAUUGAGCAGCUGAAACAAACCAUUUGCAAAGAGAAUGAUGAGAUGACAAGAAACGCAGAGGGGCUUCUCAGAGUUAAAGAUGAAAACCAGAAGCUUAAUCGCAGGGCUCAGAGGCACCAGGAGAAGAAAGAGAAGAUCCAGAGGCAUAACCGCAGGCUGGGAGAUUUGGUGGAAAAAAAGAAUUGUGAUCUGAAAACCCAGCAUGAGCACUUGGCAGAUCUUCGACGGUCUCACAUACUGGAGCUGACCUCUGUCAUUUUUCCCAUUGAAGAAGUGAAGACGGGUAUGAGAGAUCCUGCGGAUGUUUCUUCUGAGAGUGAUAAUGCAAUGACCUCUAGCACUGUGAGCAAGCUUGCAGAAGCCAGGAGAACAACCUAUCUCUCUGGAAGGUGGGUGUGUGACGAUCAAAACGGAGACACCAGCAUCAGCAUCACUGGUCCUUGGAUAACCCUUCCUAAUAAUGGAGACUAUUCAGCAUAUUACAAUUGGGUGGAAGAGAAGAAAACCACGCCAGGACCAGAUAUGGAGCAUAAUAACCCUGCCUACACCAUCAGUGCUGCAUUGUGCUAUGCAACUCAGCUGGUUAACACCUUGUCUCUUAUACUUGAUGUAAAUCUUCCUAAGAAAUUGUGUAACAGCGAAUUCUGUGGAGAGAACUUGAGCAGGCGGAAGUUUACCGGGGCAGUGAAGAAGCUGAAUGCUAAUAUCCUUUACCUUUGUUUUUCUCAGCAUGUAAAUUUAGAUCUGUUGCAUCCAUUACACACACUCAGGAACCUCAUGUACUUGGUCAGUCCAGACACUGAAAACCUGGGCAGAUCUGGGCCUUUCGAGGUCAGUGCUGAUCUUGAAGACUCCAUGGAGUUUGUGGACCCCAGUGCUGCUGGUGAGACGGACGAGAGUGGAGAUGAGCAUGUCAGCGAUGAAGAGACAGAUCUUGGGACCGACUGGGAAAAUCUGCCAAGCCCGCGGUUCUGUGAUAUCCCCUCGCAGCCGGUAGAGAUGUUUCAGAGUCAGAGUACGCAGGUGUCCCAGCCCAUUGCCAGCAGCAGUGCUGGUGGCAUGAUCUCUUCUGCUGCGGCCUCUGUGACCUCGUGGUUUAAGGCAUACACUGGACACCGUUAAUGAGCACACAGGACGAGUUCGCCAGACUAGUGGAAGGAAUCCCUGCCCCAGCCGACGCUGUAGGAAACCUUUCCCUAUUCAGUUAAGUAGUGCCUGGAACAAACAAAAGGU
Gavialis gangeticus (Gharial) is the source of this 1545-nucleotide messenger RNA. It is a transcript of the gene ATG14, whose product is annotated as autophagy related 14. Bases 1 to 1434 code for a protein of 477 amino acids. The transcript has 11 exons. Gene Ontology annotation, cellular component: extrinsic component of phagophore assembly site membrane; phosphatidylinositol 3-kinase complex, class III; autophagosome. Gene Ontology annotation, biological process: autophagosome assembly; cellular response to starvation; mitophagy. NCBI's taxonomy places the organism in Eukaryota, Metazoa, Chordata, Crocodylia, Gavialidae. The record is from RefSeq and is a predicted model, not a curated record.